AUGGCGGAUCCAGGAAUGAUGAGUCUUUUUGGCGAGGACGGGAAUAUUUUCAGCGAAGGCCUCGAGGGCCUCGGAGAGUGUGGUUACCCUGAAAACCCAGUGAACCCCAUGGGUCAGCAGAUGCCGAUAGACCAGGGCUUUGCCUCCCUGCAGCCCUCCCUGCACCACCCCCCCGCGAAUCAGAAUCAGACCAAGCUGACCCACUUCGAUCACUAUAAUCAGUACGAACAGCAAAAGAUGCAUCUGCUGGAACAGCCAAACCGAAUGAUGAGCGGCGCCCCUGGGAACGGGCUCGCGUCCCCUCACUCGCAGUACCACGCCCCUCCCGUCCCUCAGGUCCCCCACGGCGCCAGCGGUGGCGGUCAGAUGGGAGUCUACCCCGGCAUGCAGAACGAAAGGCACGGGCCGCCGUUCGUGGACAGCGGCUCCCUGUGGGGCCCCCGGGCCGUUCAGGUGCCGGACCAGGCGCGGGCCCCCUACCAGCAGCAGCCCCAGCCGCAGCAGCCCCAGCCCGCUCCGUCGGGGCCCCCCACGCAGGGCCACCCUCAGCACAUGCAGCAGAUGGGCAGCUAUAUGGCACGCGGGGACUUCUCCCUGCAGCAGCACGGCCAGCCGCAGCAGAGGAUGAGCCAGUUCUCCCAGGGCCAGGAGGGCCUCAGUCAGGGAAGUCCUUUCAUCGCCACCUCAGGACCCGGCCACUUGGCCCACGUGCCCCAGCAGAGCCCCAGCGUGGCACCUUCCUUGCGUCAUUCGGUGCAGCAGUUCCACCACCACCCCCCUACUGCUCUCCAUGGAGAAUCCGUUGCCCACAGCCCCAGGUUCUCCCCUAAUCCUCCUCAACAAGGGGCUGGGAGGCCGCAGACCCUGAACUUCAGUUCUCGGAGCCAGACCGUCCCCUCACCUACUAUAAACAACUCAGGGCAGUAUUCUCGAUAUCCUUACAGUAACCUAAAUCAGGGAUUAGUUAACAAUACAGGGAUGAAUCAGAAUUUAGGCCUUACAAAUAAUACUCCAAUGAAUCAGUCCGUACCAAGAUACCCCAAUGCUGUAGGAUUCCCAUCGAACAGUGGGCAAGGACUAAUGCACCAGCAGCCCAUCCACCCCAGCGGCUCACUUAACCAAAUGAACACACAAACUAUGCAUCCUUCACAGCCUCAGGGAACUUACGCCUCUCCACCUCCCAUGUCACCCAUGAAAGCAAUGAGCAAUCCGGCAGGCACACCGCCUCCGCAAGUCAGGCCCGGAAGCGCUGGGAUACCAAUGGACGUUGGCAGUUAUCCAAAUAUGCCCCACCCUCAGCCAUCUCACCAGCCCCCCGGUGCCAUGGGAAUCGGACAGAGGAAUAUGGGCCCCAGAAACAUGCAGCAGUCUCGUCCGUUUAUGGGCAUGUCCUCAGCACCGAGGGAGCUGGCUGGGCACAUGAGACCAAACGGCUGUCCCGGCGUUGGCCUUGCAGAUCCCCAAGCGAUCCAGGAGCGACUGCUACCUGGCCAGCAGCACCCCGGUCAGCAGCCGUCUUUCCAGCAGUUGCCAACCUGCCCUCCGAUGCAGCCCCACCCGGGCCUGCACCACCAGUCUUCACCCCCACACCCGCACCACCAGCCUUGGGCACAGCUCCACCCGUCACCCCAGAGCACCCCGCAGAAAGUGCCUGUGCCUCAGCAUUCUCCAUCGGAGCCCUUUCUAGAGAAACCAGUGCCGGAUAUGACUCAGGUUAGUGGACCGAACGCUCAGCUAGUGAAGAGUGAUGAUUGCCUGCCAUCAGUGGAACAGCAGCCACAGCAGAAGAAGAAGAAAAAGAAAAACAACCACAUUGUCGCCGAGGAUCCCAGUAAAAGUUUUGGUAAAGAUGACUUCCCUGGUGGGGUUGAUAACCAAGAACUAAAUAGGAACUCACUAGAUGGGUCCCAAGAAGAGAAGAAGAAAAAGAAAAGGCCGAAGGUAAAAAAAGAUCCGAAGGAACCGAAAGAACCCAAGGAGAAAAAAGAGCCCAAGGAACCCAAGACCCCGAAAGCCCCUAAGAUUCCCAAAGAGCCAAAGGAAAAGAAAGCAAAAACUGCCACGCCAAAACCCAAAUCCAGCAAAAAGUCAAGUAAUAAGAAACCUGAUUCAGAAGCAAGUGCUUUGAAGAAAAAGGUCAACAAGGGAAAAACAGAAGGUUCUGAAAAUUCAGACUUAGACAAAACGCCCCCAGCAUCUCCUCCUCCUGAAGAAGAUGAGGACCCAGGUGUUCAGAAGCGACGUUCCAGCAGGCAGGUGAAGCGGAAGCGAUACACGGAAGACUUGGAGUUCAAGAUUUCCGACGAGGAAGCAGAUGAUGCAGACGCUGCUGGGAGAGACUCCCCCUCCAACACCUCGCAGUCAGAGCAGCAGGAAUCUGUUGAUGCAGAAGGUCCAGUGGUAGAAAAAAUCAUGAGCAGUCGUUCAAUAAAAAAACAGAAGGACUCUGGAGAGGAGAUAGAAGUUGAGGAAUUCUACGUGAAAUACAAAAACUUCUCUUAUCUUCAUUGUCAAUGGGCAUCUGUAGAAGAUCUGGAGAAAGAUAAGAGAAUUCAGCAAAAGAUCAAACGAUUUAAGGCAAAGCAGGGCCAGAACAAAUUCCUUUCAGAGAUUGAAGAUGAGCUUUUUAAUCCAGAUUAUGUGGAGGUUGACCGGAUAAUGGACUUUGCACGAAGCACAGAUGAACGGGGAGAGCCUGUGACUCACUACCUGGUGAAGUGGUGUUCCCUGCCUUACGAAGACAGCACGUGGGAACUAAGGCAGGACAUAGAUCAAGCAAAGAUCGAAGAGUUUGAGAAACUAAUGUCCAGGGAGCCAGAAACAGAGCGUGUGGAGCGACCUCCUGCUGAUGACUGGAAGAAAUCGGAGAGUUCCAGGGAGUACAAAAACAAUAACAAACUCAGGGAAUACCAGUUGGAGGGAGUAAACUGGCUACUUUUCAAUUGGUACAACAUGCGAAACUGCAUUUUAGCAGAUGAAAUGGGUUUGGGAAAAACUAUCCAGUCCAUUACAUUUCUCUAUGAGAUAUAUUUGAAAGGAAUCCAUGGCCCUUUUUUAGUAAUUGCCCCAUUGUCCACAAUCCCCAACUGGGAAAGGGAAUUCCGUACCUGGACAGAGUUGAACGUGGUUGUGUAUCAUGGGAGUCAAGCUAGUCGUCGGACCAUUCAGUUGUAUGAAAUGUACUUCAAAGAUCCCCAGGGUCGAGUGAUAAAGGGGUCCUACAAGUUUCAUGCCAUCAUCACUACAUUUGAGAUGAUUCUGACGGAUUGUCCUGAGCUGCGGAAUAUUCCAUGGCGUUGUGUCGUCAUCGAUGAGGCCCACAGGCUGAAGAAUAGGAACUGCAAGCUUCUGGAGGGGCUCAAGAUGAUGGACUUGGAGCACAAAGUGCUGCUGACGGGGACCCCCCUACAGAACACGGUGGAGGAACUCUUCAGCCUGCUUCAUUUCUUGGAACCGAGUCGUUUCCCUUCAGAAACCACCUUCAUGCAAGAAUUUGGCGAUCUGAAAACAGAAGAACAGGUGCAAAAACUCCAGGCUAUUCUAAAGCCAAUGAUGUUGAGACGUCUCAAGGAGGAUGUAGAAAAGAACUUGGCCCCCAAAGAAGAAACCAUUAUUGAAGUUGAGCUCACGAACAUUCAGAAGAAAUAUUACCGAGCCAUCCUUGAGAAGAAUUUCACAUUUCUCUCCAAAGGUGGUGGUCAAGCUAACGUACCUAACCUUUUAAACACUAUGAUGGAGCUACGGAAGUGCUGCAAUCACCCAUACCUUAUUAACGGUGCUGAAGAGAAAAUUUUGGAAGAGUUUAAAGAAACACACAAUGCAGACUCUCCAGAUUUUCAGCUCCAGGCGAUGAUCCAGGCUGCUGGCAAGCUAGUGCUGAUUGACAAACUACUGCCAAAACUGAAGGCUGGUGGCCACAGGGUGCUUAUCUUUUCCCAGAUGGUGCGCUGCUUGGACAUACUGGAAGACUACCUCAUUCAAAGACGGUACCCAUACGAGAGGAUCGACGGCAGAGUGAGAGGCAACCUCCGCCAGGCAGCUAUCGACAGAUUCUCCAAACCCGAUUCUGAUAGGUUUGUUUUCCUCCUGUGUACACGGGCAGGAGGCUUAGGCAUUAAUCUUACUGCUGCUGAUACCUGCAUCAUCUUCGAUUCCGACUGGAAUCCCCAAAAUGAUCUCCAGGCUCAGGCUAGAUGUCAUAGAAUAGGACAGAGCAAAUCUGUGAAAAUCUACAGGCUGAUCACAAGAAACUCUUACGAAAGGGAAAUGUUUGACAAGGCUAGUCUGAAGCUCGGCCUGGACAAAGCUGUGCUGCAGUCCAUGAGUGGGAGAGAAAACGCUACCAAUGGGGUCCAACAACUUUCCAAGAAAGAAAUAGAGGAUCUUCUGCGAAAGGGGGCCUACGGUGCACUCAUGGAUGAGGAGGAUGAAGGGUCUAAGUUCUGCGAAGAAGAUAUUGACCAGAUUCUCCUGCGGCGAACCCACACUAUCACCAUUGAGUCUGAAGGCAAAGGUUCCACGUUUGCUAAGGCCAGUUUUGUUGCAUCUGGAAACAGGACAGACAUUUCCUUGGAUGAUCCAAAUUUCUGGCAAAAGUGGGCUAAGAAGGCUGAAUUGGAUAUUGAUGCCUUAAACGGGAGGAACAACCUGGUUAUUGACACUCCAAGAGUGAGGAAGCAAACCAGGCUGUACAGUGCAGUGAAAGAAGACGAGCUGAUGGAGUUUUCAGACUUGGAAAGUGAUUCCGAAGAGAAGCCUUGCACGAAGCCGCGGCGGCCCCAGGACAGGUCCCAGGGCUACGCGAGGAGUGAGUGCUUUAGAGUUGAGAAGAAUCUGCUCGUCUAUGGCUGGGGACGGUGGACAGAUAUCCUUUCGCACGGGCGCUACAAGCGUCAGCUCACUGAGCAAGACGUGGAAACCAUCUGCAGGGCCAUCCUCGUGUACUGCCUCAAUCAUUACAAGGGGGAUGAGAAUAUCAAAAGUUUCAUCUGGGAUUUGAUCACGCCCACGGCGGACGGCCAGACGCGAGCCUUGGUCAACCAUUCUGGUUUAUCGGCCCCGGUGCCCAGGGGAAGGAAAGGAAAGAAGGUGAAAGCCCAGAGCACCCAUCCGGUGGUGCAGGAUGCCGACUGGCUGGCGGGUUGCAACCCGGAUGCCUUGUUCCAGGAGGACAGCUACAAGAAACACCUGAAGCACCACUGCAAUAAGGUCCUGCUGCGUGUCCGCAUGCUGUACUACCUAAGACAAGAAGUUAUAGGAGACCAGGCAGAUAAGAUUUUAGAGGGUGCUGACUCAAGUGAGGCUGAUGUGUGGAUCCCUGAACCCUUCCAUGCGGAAGUCCCCACAGAUUGGUGGGAUAAGGAAGCAGAUAAGUCCCUCCUCAUUGGAGUGUUCAAACACGGCUACGAGAAGUACAAUUCCAUGCGAGCUGACCCCGCACUGUGCUUCCUGGAACGAGUCGGGAUGCCCGAUGCCAAGGCCAUAGCUGCCGAGCAAAGAGGAACAGACAUGCUAGCAGAUGGCGGUGACGGGGGAGAAUUUGAUAGAGAAGAUGAAGACCCGGAAUAUAAACCAACCAGGACUCCAUUCAAGGAUGAAAUAGAUGAAUUUGCAAAUUCUCCUCCAGAAGAUAAGGAAGAAUCCAUGGAGAUCCGCUCCACAGGCAAGCACAGCGAGAGUAAUGCUGAGUUAGGCCAACUUUACUGGCCCAACACCUCGACCCUGACCACCCGUCUGCGCCGGCUCAUUACUGCCUAUCAGCGCAGCUAUAAAAGGCAACAAAUGAGGCAAGAGGCUCUAAUGAAGACUGACCGGCGGAGACGGCGGCCUCGGGAGGAAGUGAGAGCACUAGAAGCGGAAAGGGAAGCUAUAAUAUCUGAGAAACGGCAAAAGUGGACAAGAAGAGAAGAGGCUGAUUUUUACCGUGUGGUAUCCACUUUUGGAGUUAUUUUUGACCCCAUGAAACAGCAGUUUGACUGGAACCAAUUUCGAGCCUUUGCCAGACUUGACAAAAAGUCUGACGAGAGUUUGGAGAAAUACUUCAGUUGUUUUGUGGCCAUGUGUAGGCGAGUGUGUCGAAUGCCCACUAAGCCAGAUGAUGAACCACCUGACCUCUCCUCCAUGAUUGAGCCAAUCACAGAAGAGCGUGCCUCUAGAACUCUCUACCGCAUCGAACUGCUGCGGAAAAUACGCGAGCAGGUUCUUCAUCACCCUCAGCUGGGAGAGAGGCUGAAGCUCUGCCAGCCGAGUUUGGAUUUGCCAGAGUGGUGGGAAUGUGGGAGGCAUGACCGGGACUUGCUGGUCGGCGCUGCUAAACACGGGGUCAGCCGGACGGAUUAUCACAUCCUCAAUGACCCCGAGUUAUCUUUCUUGGAUGCGCACAAAAAUUUUGCCCAGAACCGAGGGGCAGGUAACCUGUCCUCCCUGACUCCACUGGCCGUUGGAUUUGGCCAGACUCCUGCCGUCCUCCCGUCUGCUCACGCCCAGGAAGAGAAGGCUGCGGGACAAAGCGAGGGCAAAGCGGAGGAGUCUGGCGGCAUGACCACCCAAGAGAAACCCGAGGGGAAGGAGGAGGAAGAAGAGACCGACGGCAGGGAGAAGGACAGUAAGCAGGGCUGUGAGGCCGAGGCGAGCUCUGUGAAAAGUGACCUGAAAGGGAUGGAGGUCGGUGCCGACACAGGGCCCAAGUCUAUUUCGGAAAAAGGUUCUGAAGAGGACGAAGAAGAAAAGCUGGAGGAUGAUGAUAAGUCAGAAGAGUCUUCCCAGCCUGAAGCAGGAGCUGUCUCUAGAGGGAAGAAUUUCGAUGAAGAAAGCAAUGCCUCCAUGAGCACCGCUAGGGAUGAAACCCGAGAUGGGUUCUACAUGGAGGAUGGAGACCCUUCAGUAGCUCAGCUCCUUCAUGAAAGAACAUUUGCCUUCUCAUUUUGGCCUAAGGACCGAGUAAUGAUAAACCGAUUAGACAACAUCUGUGAAGCCGUGCUGAAAGGCAAAUGGCCAGUAAAUAGGCGCCAGAUGUUUGAUUUCCAGGGCCUCAUCCCUGGUUACACGCCACCCACCAUGGACAGUCCCCUGCAGAAGAGGAGCUUUGCCGAGCUCUCCAUGGUCGGCCAAGCUAGCAUUAGUGGGAGCGAGGACCUCACGACUUCUCCUCAGUUGUCAAAGGAAGACGCCCUAAACCUCUCUGUCCCUCGCCAGCGGAGGAGGAGGAGGAGAAAAAUUGAAAUUGAGGCCGAGAGAGCGGCCAAGCGGCGAAACCUCAUGGAAAUGGUUGCUCAGCUGAGGGAGUCUCAAGUGGUCUCAGAAAACGGACAAGAAAAAGUUGUAGAUUUAUCAAAGGCCUCAAGAGAGGCAGCAAGCUCUACCUCAAAUUUUUCGUCUCUUACUUCAAAGUUUAUCUUGCCUAAUGUCUCGACACCGGUGUCCGAUGCCUUUAAGACUCAAAUGGAGCUGCUCCAGGCAGGCCUGUCACGCACACCCACGAGGCAUCUGCUUAACGGCUCCCUGGUGGAUGGAGAGCCUCCCAUGAAGAGGAGGCGGGGAAGGAGGAAAAACGUGGAGGGUCUUGAUCUGCUUUUCAUGAGCCACAAACGGACGUCAUUGAGUGCAGAGGAUGCUGAGGUGACCAAAGCUUUUGAAGAAGAUAUAGAGACCCCACCUACAAGAAACAUUCCUUCUCCUGGACAGCUGGACCCAGACACGCGGAUCCCCGUGAUAAAUCUUGAAGACGGGACUAGGCUGGUGGGGGAGGACGCUCCUAAAAAUAAGGACUUAGUUGAAUGGCUGAAGCUGCAUCCUACUUACACUGUUGAUAUGCCAAGUUAUGUACCAAAGAAUGCGGAUGUGCUGUUUUCCUCAUUUCAGAAACCGAAACAGAAACGACAUAGAUGUCGAAACCCUAAUAAAUUGGAUAUAAACACUUUGACAGGAGAAGAAAGGGUGCCUGUUGUCAAUAAACGAAAUGGAAAGAAGAUGGGUGGAGCUAUGGCGCCUCCGAUGAAGGACCUGCCCAGGUGGCUGGAAGAGAACCCUGAAUUUGCAGUCGCUCCAGACUGGACUGAGAUAGUGAAGCAGUCUGGUUUUGUUCCCGAGUCGAUGUUUGACCGCCUUCUCACCGGCCCCGUGGUGCGGGGGGAAGGAGCGAGCAGGAGAGGACGAAGGCCCAAGAGCGAGAUCGCCAGGGCGGCCGCGGCGGCCGCGGCGGCCUCCACUUCCGGAAUCAACCCCCUGUUGGUGAACAGCCUGUUCGCCGGGAUGGACCUCACGAGCCUUCAGAACCUCCAGAACCUCCAGUCUCUCCAGCUCGCGGGGCUCAUGGGCUUCCCUCCAGGACUGGCGACGGCGGCCGCCGCCGCCGGAGGCGACGCCAAGAACCCUGCGGCCGUGCUGCCCCUGAUGCUGCCGGGCAUGGCGGGCCUGCCCAACGUGUUCGGACUGGGCGGGCUGCUGAACAACCCGCUCUCCGCUGCUGCUGGCAACGCCGCCGCCGCGGCCGCCGCCGCCGCCGCUCCCGGGCAGGGAGAGCCGGAAGACGGCGCCCCGAAAGCGGAAGAGAAAGGCAACGAGAACGAAGACGAGAACAAAGACUCCGAGAAAAGCACAGAUGCUGUUUCGGCUACUGACUCUGCGAAUGGAUCUGUUGGUGCUGCUACUGCCCCGGCCGGAUUGCCCUCCAACCCGCUCGCCUUCAACCCUUUCCUCCUGUCCACCGUGGCGCCAGGCCUCUUCUACCCGUCCAUGUUUCUACCUCCGGGACUGGGGGGAUUGACACUGCCUGGGUUCCCCGCGUUAGCAGGACUCCAGAACGCCGUGGGCUCCAGCGAAGAGAAGGCCCCCGACAAGGCCGAGGGGGGCGCCUUCCAGGAAGAGGAGAACCUGGACGGCAGCGACGCCGAGGAGAACCCGGAAAAGACCGCGGGGUCCUCCGUCUUCGAAGACGAAGGAGCACAGGGUGAAGAGCUGGACUCGCUCGAUGGGGGGGAUGAACUAGAAAACAACGAAAAUGAUGAAUAA
Molecule: messenger RNA, 9009 nt
Organism: Puma concolor (puma)
Lineage: Eukaryota; Metazoa; Chordata; Mammalia; Carnivora; Felidae
Source: RefSeq, a predicted model, not a curated record